AUGUCAGCAGCACAGUCACCAUCUCCCUCAAGUGCGUCUGGUCCACAAGAAGGCCCUGGCUCUCGACGAUACAGCGCCGAUGCUACCAUUUUACUGGUUGGACAUUUUGGAGCUGGCAAGAAAACUCUAGGACUCAUUGCCUCCGUUGCUCUUCGUCGACGCUUUAUUGACUUCGACGCAUUCUUCCGAGGCCAAUUCCACUUCUCACCUCAAGAGUUUAUUGCAGAACAUGGGUUCAGGCGAUAUCGCGAAGUAGAGAUAGAGGUGUCUCAUGAUAUUCUCACAAAGUAUCAAACUGGCUGUGUCAUUGCUGGCCUUGGCUUUGCAGGCAGUCCGGCUCAGCGGCAAUUGUUGGGAACUUUUGCACAGCACCAUCCCAUUGUGUAUGUGCGAAGAAGCAAAACAGACCUUCGACACUUUAUAGAAAUCAACCCGAAUACUUUUGACCACAUCUUUCACAUUGAGAAUGCUUUCUUCGAGUCAUGUUCCAACUUUGACUUUUUCAACAUGACGCAAGAGUCGAGUCCACUGGCCGAGAGUCAGACACACACACCACUCAAACUGAAAGAGGUUGAACGUAUAUUUGUUGCCUUUUUACAUCGCAUAUUUGGCACUUCACACAAGCAGCUUUUUUCGGUUGAUUUUUUUUCUGCCACUCAUACAUACGCCCUUGUCCUGUCCUUGUUUGAGGCGAAUCUGGACCCCGAAUGUUUGGAUGCAGGUGCUGAUGCCAUUCAUCUGACAUUGAGUCAUGAGGAAUAUAGUCGUGAUAAUAUAUUGGCUCUACUAUCGGCCUAUAUGACGUUUAUCAGGAAACACACCCGCAUCCCAAUAAUCCUUGAUGCACAAACAGAUACAGAGAGGGACUCGACAAGCUAUUUGAAAUUCUUGGAAAUGGUAGCACCACGGGUAGCUCCUGAUGCUUUCACUUGUGUGCUCCGAAAUAAAGAGACUGUUCGGCGAAUUCAUGCUACCAAAGGUCAUUCUAAAAUGAUCGCCCUAUAUGACCAAAAGGGACCUCUAGGAGUUGAGAUGUCUGGCUCCCAUAUUCCUAAUCUUCGAACGUGGCUGGAAGACCCGGGGUUCGAUGCUCUUCGCAUCACCGGUCAACAUGCAGUUGCAGAAGACGCACUUUCCUGCAUUGCUUUCCGCCAAAUGUUGACAAAUGCUCUCAAUAUUCCAGUCAUCGCAUAUCAUACCAAGCCAGACGAGCGAGCUUCCAUCCUCUUGAACCCGACCUUGUCCCCGAUACGAGUCAGUCCUGGUCAAGGCUCUAUACUUUCUCUGCAAGACAUGCAGCAUGCCCUGAAAUCUUUGUCUCUACGUUCUACUAAGUUGUUCAAGAUUGUGGGCCAAGAUCUCCGUCAUAGUCUGUCGCCUGCAAUGCACAAUGCAGCCUAUUCUUCCUGUGGGCUCCCCCAUAAGUAUGACUACGAUGAGAUCCAAAGCUUUCGCGAAAUUGAACUCUUGUUGAAGGCACCAUCCUUUGAUGACAGGUUUGGUGGUUUAAUCAUUUCCUUGCCAUUCAAAAAUGAUGUUCUGCCAUUGCUCGACGAAAUCAGUCCUGACGCCAGAGACAUCAAUGCAGUCAACACCGUGGUACUCGAGCACAAAAUUCAGUCGAAUGGAGUGAGGACUCCCUUUUACCGUGGAUACAAUACGGACUACAUCGGAAUCAAAGAUUGCGUUCACAGUCACCUCUCUCCAGCAAACGCAGUUCGGAAUGGUAGUACGGCUCUGAUUAUCGGCGCUGGUGGAAUGGCCCAUGCUGCUGUGUAUGCCUGUUAUCAAUUAGGAGUUCGACAGAUUUUUAUCUACAACAGAACACUUUCAAACGCCCAAAAGCUGGCCCGUUACUAUAAUGCAUGGGCCAGGUCCAAGGGGGACAGGAUCUUUCAUUUAGAUGUUCUCGAGUCAGUAGAAGACCCCUGGCCAUCAGACUUCCGUCUUCCAACAAUCUUGAUUUCCUGCAUUCCUGGGAGGCAUGUUGGCACUCAGUUGCCUGUCAUCUUUCAAGUCUCUGAGAGCUGGCUUGGAAGUCGAACGGGAGGAGUAUUUGUUGAGGUUGGCUACGGUCCGUCGAAGACCUGUUUGAUGGAGCAGAUGACUCCCUGGUCAAUGAAAGGGUGGGUCAUCGUCGAUGGAUUAAAGGUUCUUGUCAAACAAGGCAUUGUCCAAUACGAGCUCUUUACACAGAGACCAGCACCGGUGCACGUCAUGCAGCGAGCUGUUCAAGAAGAGGCUAUCAACAAAGGGUAUUUCUAUAUAAAAUGA
This is a messenger RNA of Penicillium coprophilum, 2274 nucleotides long. RefSeq names its product putative pentafunctional AROM polypeptide. The coding region runs from base 1 to 2274 and encodes 757 amino acids. NCBI's taxonomy places the organism in Eukaryota, Fungi, Ascomycota, Eurotiomycetes, Eurotiales, Aspergillaceae. Gene Ontology annotation, molecular function: shikimate 3-dehydrogenase (NADP+) activity. Gene Ontology annotation, biological process: chorismate biosynthetic process; shikimate metabolic process. The record is from RefSeq and is a predicted model, not a curated record. The transcript is spliced from 2 exons.